CUAGGUUAGAAAAAUGGCAAAAUUCACUCCUGAAAUUUUAUCAAAAAUAGCCUUUAAAACGGAAGAACCAUGUGUUGUGAGAAAUUUUGAGGUUCCAUGGAAAUGUCUAGGAUCUGAUUUAACAGAGUGGUGUGAAAUAUUUGAUGAAAUACAUCCUCAAGGAGUGGUUUUUGAAAAGGCUUCCCAGAUGCAUGGACAAGUGCCACAAUGGGAGUAUUUUAGGGAGAAAACUCCCAAAACCACCCUCAAGGACUUUCUAAGCUUCAGUGAAUCCGAAGAGUCAAACAAUUCUUGGCUUUCCUACAGUUACAAGAGCCUUCGUGACCUCCCAGGUAAGAUUCGAGAGGAAAUUGAUUUUUCUCCUUUGGGUUUUCCGGAAAUUAAGGAUGACAUCACUCUCUGGUUGGGCAGCAAAGGGGCUCAUACUCCAUGCCAUUAUGAUACUUACGGCAGGAAUAUCGUAAUUCAAGUGUAUGGGCAUAAAAGAUGGAUCCUCUUCAGCCCAGAAGCAAAUUUGCAGGCCACGAGAAUUCCCUUCGAGGAGAGCAGCGUUUACAGCAGUCUGAAUUUCUUCAGUCCGCAACAUCUUAGCCAAUUCGAUGGCAUUUCUGAUCAAGCUCAUAUAGUAACAUUAAAUCCAGGAGAUGUCCUAAUUGUCCCACCCAAAUGGUGGCAUUAUGUUGAGAAUCUCGAAACUGCCUUGACUCUAAAUGCCUGGAUCCCUAUUGAAGAGGACACUGAUGCCCAAAUCCGGGAAUGCUUUACCAAAAGCAUAAUCUUCAAUUUUUUGAGAGACGUCGAUUCUUCGCUUAGGAAAUUUCUGGUUUAUCCAAAUGAGAUGGACAUCUUCGAUAUGGAUCCCAUAGAUUUUACAAAGCUCCAUUUGGAAGUCCUAAAGCACCUCAGGAACGUCAGGAAAUCAAUCCCAAAUCCUAACUUGAACAAAAAUAUUUUAUCAAAUGAAGAAUGGACUGAUUUAUUGAGUAAAAACAGCUCAAUAGAAAUCAUCAAGAGAACAUCUAAACAGGAAUUUCUCAAGAUUCUGGAUAAAAACAGUAACGAUAGGUUUUUGAGUUCCUGGCAAUUUCAGCAAUUUGAUGAAUCUAAGCAAUUAUUAAUUGAUGAAUUAACUGAAUUUAUCAAUUCUCUGUGCGAUAUCGAAGCUACAGAUAGAAUGAAGCAGAGGUAUCUUGGGCCAUCUGCUGCAACGUUUUCUUCUACUACAACGCUCUAAAAACUUUUCCACAGUUGAAAAUUUUCAUCUUUCAACUAAAUAAAAAAAAUGUACAAAAAAAA
Phlebotomus papatasi is the source of this 1296-nucleotide messenger RNA. RefSeq names its product HSPB1-associated protein 1 (gene HSPBAP1). The record is from RefSeq and is a predicted model, not a curated record. Gene Ontology annotation, molecular function: 2-oxoglutarate-dependent dioxygenase activity. The transcript has a single exon. NCBI's taxonomy places the organism in Eukaryota, Metazoa, Arthropoda, Insecta, Diptera, Psychodidae. The coding region runs from base 14 to 1234 and encodes 406 amino acids.